CAAAUCUAAAGAAUGUGUCCGCGAAUAGUAAGGGUUCUUCUGGCCGGCCGCCAGCCAUACGGGGUCGGUCUACAACUUCAAAAGACCUUAUCGGAUCUUCAUCAUAAGCGUUUGAGUGAAUCGGCAAAUACGUUGAUCCUCUUGGAGCACGAGCCAGUUUAUACGGUCGGAAUUCGGGACAAGGGAUAUACAGAGGAAGAUGAGAAAAAGCUAAGGAAUCUUGGUGCGGAAUUCUGGAGAACAAAUCGCGGCGGAUUGAUCACUUUUCACGGACCCGGUCAGCUGGUGGCUUAUCCAAUACUCGACUUGAAACAGUUUCGACCGAGUGUCAGGUGGUAUGUGAAUCAGAUAGAACGUAUGGUGAUUCGCCUGUGCGCCGAGUUCGGUAUCAGGGCCAAGACUUCGCCUGAUACGGGUGUGUGGGUCGACGAUCGUAAGAUCUGCGCUAUAGGCGUACACGGCAGCCGAUACGUCACCACACACGGUCUCGCGCUCAAUUGCAACACCGAUCUCAAGUGGUUUGACCACAUUGUACCUUGUGGCAUCGAGGGCAAGAGUGUGACCAGUAUUUCUAAAGAGCUGAACGUGGACGUUCCGGUCGCUGAUGUGCUGCCGAUUUUCAAGAAUGCGUUCAGCGACCAGUUCGAGUGCCAACUGAUCGAUUACUCACCUGGCGAGGCCUCGCAGUUGCUGCGAGACACUCGUCGUAACGUUUUAAAAACGUGAUAAUUAUAACAAUGUAAUUUUUAAAAAUAAAUAGACUUGUGUUUUUUU
Molecule: messenger RNA, 774 nt
Organism: Pseudomyrmex gracilis
Lineage: Eukaryota; Metazoa; Arthropoda; Insecta; Hymenoptera; Formicidae
Gene: Lipt2
Product: putative lipoyltransferase 2, mitochondrial
Exons: 1
Coding region: 13-726 (237 amino acids)
Biological process (GO): protein lipoylation
Cellular component (GO): mitochondrion
Molecular function (GO): lipoyl(octanoyl) transferase activity
Source: RefSeq, a predicted model, not a curated record